Molecule: messenger RNA, 1629 nt
Organism: Lodderomyces elongisporus
Lineage: Eukaryota; Fungi; Ascomycota; Pichiomycetes; Serinales; Debaryomycetaceae
Gene: PCK1
Product: phosphoenolpyruvate carboxykinase
Exons: 1
Coding region: 1-1629 (542 amino acids)
Biological process (GO): gluconeogenesis
Cellular component (GO): cytosol
Molecular function (GO): ATP binding; phosphoenolpyruvate carboxykinase (ATP) activity
Source: RefSeq, a predicted model, not a curated record
AUGGCACCCCCAGCAGUAGAAUCUACAAUCAAUUUCGAAGGCCACCCUUCGAUCAAAACCACCGUUGAUCCAUUGGUCAAGAAACUCAACUUGAAAGGUGACACUGUUAUUAGACACAAUGCUCCACCACCAACUUUGUACGAAGAUGGUUUGUUGGAAAAAGGCACCACCAUUUCAUCCACUGGUGCUUUGAUGGCUUACUCUGGUGAAAAGACUGGUAGAUCACCAAAGGAUAAAAGAAUUGUUGACGAAGAAACUUCAUCGCAACACAUUUGGUGGGGACCUGUCAAUAAACAAGUUGACGAGUUAACAUGGAAGAUUUCUAGAUCAAGAGCUUUGGACUACUUGCGUACGAGAGAAAAGCUUUUUGUUGUUGACGCUUUUGCCGGUUGGGACCCAAAAUACAGAAUCAAGGUUAGAAUUAUCUGUGCUAGAGCUUACCAUGCUUUGUUUAUGACAAAUAUGUUGAUUAGACCAACAAAGGAAGAGUUGGAAAACUUUGGUGAACCAGACUUUACCAUCUACAAUGCAGGUCAAUUCCCAGCCAAUGUGCACACAAAAGGUAUGACCUCAUCCACAUCUGUUGAGAUUAACUUUAAAGAUAUGGAGAUGGUUAUCCUUGGUACAGAGUAUGCUGGUGAGAUGAAGAAGGGUAUUUUCACUGUUAUGUUUUACCUUAUGCCAAUCAAGAAUAAGGUUUUGACCUUGCACUCUUCUGCAAACGAAGGUGAAUCAGGAGACGUUACAUUAUUCUUUGGUUUGAGUGGUACUGGUAAGACUACAUUGUCUGCUGACCCAAACAGAAAGCUUAUUGGUGAUGACGAGCACUGUUGGUCAGACCACGGUGUCUUUAACAUUGAAGGUGGUUGUUACGCCAAAUGUUUGGACCUUUCAGCUGAAAAAGAGCCAGAAAUUUUCAACUCGAUCAGAUUUGGAUCUGUUUUGGAGAAUGUUGUUUAUGACCCAGCAACCAAGGUUGUUGACUACGAAGAUUCAUCAAUUACCGAAAAUACCAGAUGUUCAUACCCAAUUGAGUACAUUCCAUCGCUGAAAAUUCCAUGUGUCGGUGGCCACCCAAAGAAUAUUGUGUUGCUUACAUGUGAUGCUUCAGGUGUCUUGCCUCCAGUCUCAAAAUUGACCCCAGCUCAAGUGAUGUACCACUUUAUCAGUGGUUACACUUCAAAGAUGGCUGGUACCGAAAUGGGUAUCACUGAGCCAACACCAGCUUUCUCUGCUUGUUUUGGUCAACCAUUCUUGGUGUUGCACCCAAUGAAGUAUGCACAACAAUUGGCUGAAAAGAUUGAGCAACACAAGGCCAAUGCUUACUUGUUGAACACUGGUUGGUCUGGUGUAGGUGCAGCUAAGGGUGGUAAGAGAUGUCCACUUAAGUACACUCGUGCUAUUUUGGAUGCUAUCCACAGCGGAGAAUUGGACAGCGCUGACACACAAGUAUUUUCAACAUUCAACUUGCACGUGCCAAAAGAGAUUAAAGGUGUUCCUCUGGAAGUUCUUCACCCAGAAGUUGACAAGAAGGAAGUUGCUGCUCUUGCCGCCAAGUUUGCUGAGAACUUUGUUAAGUAUGCUGACCAGGCUACUGCUGAAGUUAAAGCUGCUGGACCCGAUGUUUAA